CAUUAUAGUUCAAAAUUAUAAACAACACUGAUUUUAUUUCGUGAAAAUUCUAUCAAAAUUAAAACCAUAUCAGUCCUCUAGUUACCACAUUCACAGUCAUCAGUUGGUUCUUAUCACAGAAACUUUUCACGUUAUCGUCUUCAAUUUCAAUUCCUGUAAACAUGUUGUAUAUUUUAUUACCAUUAAUCGCUAUUACCACCAUAAUUUUCACCAAUGCAGCCGUUUACGAUUACAAAGCAGUAGAAAUAAGUGGACUAAGUGGUAUAGAACCUUCUAGCGAAGAUAUCAUGGAAUUUCACAAAUUCCUCGAAACUGUUAAUAAUUCUGCCUACGAUCAAAUACCUAUAUUUGGCUACUACCCCGAAUUUAUUCAAAAUCCAAUGAUAACUGAAUUCAAAAGAGGAGGUAUUUGCCCCUACAUUAUUCCAGUGCCUCCUUUGAAAAAGUGCUGGGUUUAUUGGGACUUUUGCGUUCGAGCCAAUUUGGGAAAUCGGCACAGAAGAUGGUAUACAGCGUUUAAAUCUCCUCGAGUGACGUGGAACGGAGACGAGGAUGCUCUCUACACGCUAAUAAUGCACAAUCCGGAUGUACCCAUUGGUAAUUUCUCCUUUAGAAGAUGGCGUCCUUGGGUGGUAGGCAAUAUUCCAGGACCUUGUAGAGUUGACGAUGGAUUCGUGUUGUAUGAUUAUAAUCUAGAUUUUAAACCUAUCGAUGCAUUUCAACGACACGUAUUUUUGGUGUAUAAACAAGAAAAACCGAUUACGUUUGAUCAUCGAGAUGUCUAUCAACCAAGAAGAUUGCAGCGAUUUAAUUUGACCAAAUUUGUAUACAAAUAUAAACUGGGUAACCCUGAGUUUGGGAACUUCUAUUACAGUUUUCUCAACUAAAGUUUUUUCUCUUGUGUAUGGUAUUUAAAAUAAAACCAAAAGAAAUAUAGUAUCAUAAUAUGACAAAUACUUCAUUACCUAUUAAUUCUGAUCCAUUAAAAAAUCAAACUCGACAGAAACAAUUAAGAAAUAUUUAUAAAAAAACGCUUGAAAAUUGGCUUCGAAAUAAACGUGAAAUUUCAACCUACUCAAAUUAGGUGCAUACCUAUCUACAUCAGAAUGAAAAAUAAAUUUUAUAGCACUCUUUCAAAAUUCAAAUAUGAUCGUAUGACAUAUCAAAAUAAUUAAAUUUUCGGGGUUAAAAAAAUAUCUGAAUAAAAGUACAGUUAUUUCAACUUGAAAAGAGAUAGGUAGACCAAAAAA
Molecule: messenger RNA, 1250 nt
Organism: Planococcus citri (citrus mealybug)
Lineage: Eukaryota; Metazoa; Arthropoda; Insecta; Hemiptera; Pseudococcidae
Product: protein D2-like
Exons: 6
Coding region: 162-887 (241 amino acids)
Source: RefSeq, a predicted model, not a curated record